Triticum aestivum (bread wheat) is the source of this 832-nucleotide messenger RNA. RefSeq names its product protein argonaute 4A-like. Lineage: Eukaryota; Viridiplantae; Streptophyta; Magnoliopsida; Poales; Poaceae. The transcript is spliced from 7 exons. Bases 70 to 477 code for a protein of 135 amino acids. Gene Ontology annotation, molecular function: RNA binding; protein binding. The record is from RefSeq and is a predicted model, not a curated record.
UGCCCGUUAUUCCAUCAAUCAAUUUUUCACAGCAACCCUUUGAACAUCGUGGACUUGGGUGUGGGUGUGAUGGGCUGUAGAGGGUUUCACUCGAGCUUUCAAGCCGCACAGAGUGGACUUUCUCUAAAUACUGAUAUUUUCAUAACAAAUACUGUGAAGCCUGAUUUUCCACUUGCCAACCAGAUGGUUGGUAACCUGAACAAAACUCAUUGGGCUAAGGCCGAGAAUGAAGUGAAUAAUUCAAGGAUAAAAACAAGCCCAGCAAAUGCAGAAUACAAGAUGGUCUGUUUGAGUGAAAGGAACUGUUCUGAACAAAUGUUUUCCCUGAAGCAAUUAGAAAUACCAGUUUAUGCUUACUUUGUGAAGAACCGUGGCAUGGAGCUGAGAUACUCUGGUGAUUUCCCUUGUAUUAAUGUGGGGAAACCAAAGCGGCCAGCAUAUCUUCCUAUUGAGCUCUGCUCGCUUGCGCCUUUGUAAUCUUUGACUACCUUAGAAAGAUCACCAUUUGUCGAGAAGUCCAGGCAGAUACUUCUAAAAAGGAUGUCAGUUUUGUCUGAUGUAAUGAGAUGCAGCAGCUACGGUACAGAAUCUAUGCUGAGCGCAUGUAGAAUUCCAAUAUUCCAAGGCUUUACGCAAGUGGCUGGUAGGAUACUGCAGCCCCCCAAGGUCUACAGUUGGAUCAAUCAAAAUCAUUCAUUGAAGGAGGGUAUCAUAUUGAUAAUGACCUGGUGUUUCUACCACAAGAAUAUCCUAGGAGCUCACCAUGGUCUCAUUUCUACUUAUGCAUUGGCAACCCUGGUUCUGUAUAUUUUUGAUGUGGUCAACAGUUGUU